UUGCUCUUUUUCUCAUUCGUCUCUCUGGCUGUGUCAGUCUAGGAAGUAAGCGUGUGAGGUUGCCUGCUGUCACUGCAACAGUCAUUGUCACCAGAGGUCUCGCGCGGGCGUGGGUGACACACCAUCACGAUGGGAGGAAGGGGACGGGACAUGUGUUUGUGACAUCUUUUGCUACAGAACGGGACAGAAACAGUUUUACAGAACCUUUGUGACAAAACUGGAUGAUUGUGAGGUGUUUUUUACACAAGACAGGACUAGUGUUUGGUUGAACUUUUCUUACAGCAGGCUACUAGGAGAAGUGUUGGUGAGGUGUUUUGUCAUGGAACACAAGUGUCUUUUGUCGAAAAACAGAAUGGCUGUUUGAAUCUUUUUUGCUACACUGGUGGGUUGCAUGUGCCAAGACUUCAUAUAUCUUUUUCUGAAGUGUUUUUGUUCUUAUGUCUUUCUGAAGUGCUGAUGAGGUGUUUUGAAGACCUUCUGCCACAGCACUGCACAAAGUAUUGUUGAGAUCUAUUGCCACAGUAUUGGACUUUGUGAGAUCUUUUUGCUGCCAGUUGGGACUCCUCUCUGUGAGGCCUGGACAAGUCUUUGUGAGGUCUGGAUGAGUGUGUGAGGUCUACAUAAGUGUUUCUGAUCUCUGGACAAGAGUUUCUGAGGUCUCCACGCGUGUUUGUGAGGUCUGCAAAAGUGUGUGUGAGGUCGUUGUAUCAACAUGGUGCCUUCAGAAGAUGGGGACGCCACAAACAGCGAGACGCUCCUCCGCCCUCCUGAGCAGGGUCAUGGUGGAGCUGGUCACGGGUCCACGAGAAGCCGCCAGAGACAGGGUUCUCCAGCUCGCAGACUGGGAAUGACCCGCCGCUUGAAGAAGGAUCUCAAGGAGACAGAGAAUCCAGUGGAGGCUCAGAAGAGACACAAGGAGUUUGAGCUGAAGCCUCUGUAUAAGGAGUUGCUGUAUACUAUUGCCCAUAGACAUGGCAUGCCCUCCACAAAGGAGGUUCACACCGAUGACCAGCUGUACAACUACAUUCAACAGGCUUUCAACAUGACAGAUGAUGAGCACCAGGCUUUGAUGGAAAAAGUUCAAGGAACAGAGCCUCCGGUGUGUGCCCUGAUGGUCACCGUAAAGGAAGCCAAAGGCAUUCUGGGAAAGGACAUCAGUGGCCUGAGUGACCCGUACUGCAUCCUGAGUAUCCUCCAGAACUCUAAGGAGAAGAGUACUCGUAAGGCGCAGGUGAAGCCCAAGAAGGCCGUGGUGAAGGACGCCGCCUCUGACAAAGAGAUCAGCCGCACCGCCGUCAAGAAGCAGACGCUCAACCCCAAAUGGGACCAGACCUUCUUACUGCAGUUUGAAGACCCGGCUGGUGCCAGCCUUCAUGUGGAAAUGUGGGAUAAGGAUGAGGAGCUGUCCCUUGUUCAGAAGUUAGAGGAUUUGGGCUCAAACUUACAGCAGGGGUUUGCCAGGAUGAUUAAGGAUGCUAAGAAGGAGAAGGGAGAGGAUGACUUCCUCGGCAGAAUUAAACUGCAGCUAGAGAACCUCCACUGUGUAGAGGACAGGUGGUAUACUCUGGAGCCGCGAACUGAGACCUACCCAGACCGCGGGAAAUGCCAUCUGCAGCUCAAAUUCAUACACAAAGAGAGGGACGGGACCCUGAGUGCUGGCAGGAGUGCGUAUGUCAACUACUGUGGAAUACUGCAGCAGUUUGUCCAGGCACACAUCGCCAAACAGGAGGGUAGCGACUCGUGGAAAGGAGACCUCUGUGAAGAGGGUACAGCUCUGUUAGAGUUCUACGCCACACAGAACGACCUCUCACCCUUCCUACAGGACCUGGGGAAGUGGGUGGCCUACAGUAAGCUGUACCAGAGUUUGGAGGUGGACUCCACACUGCUGUUCCAACAGCUGACUAGUAUUGAAUACCACUGGGACCAGCAGGAGCUGCCUUAUCAGCAGAAGCAGGAGUUGGGGGAUUCCCUGCAUGGCUUCCUGCAGUAUGGCCUGUGUCUGGUGGCCAAAUACAGGGACAUCUUCCUCCCCAAACCAGCCAGCACCUCACGACUACACACACUGCUCAGGGUGAUGGUCCAGAUCUGCAAGACUAGAGCGUUCCAGAUGCUCAACCCAGCUCAGUUUGACCUGCAGGUGGAGGUCACAGAUUUUGUUAAAACAGGUACUGAGGAGUGGUUUAACAUCAAGAAGGGCCUCCACCAGCCCAUGACCAAAGACCUGUCUGAGCUGGUGAACGCCCUGUCCAAACUGAUAGCUGAGAUCAAGGAGGACAUUCGCCUCAGCAAAGACGUGUGGAACAAAGUCUUUGUCAGUGCGGUGCAGGUGGAUGUGUUCACGGUGGUCUACCAGAGGACAGACAGCCUGUUAGCAGAGGAGAUGCGUCAGACUCUGAGUCAGGUGGAGCAGCAGAUGGAAGCCAGUCUGGCCAACGCUCUCUUCCCCGUCUACCUCAGCCUGCAGGAAAUACACAAGGACAAGGCCUUCCUACAGAAGAGGAACCACCUGUUGCAGCUGACUAACUUCCAGGAGUGUUUCAGAGAGGCCCUCCCCUACUGGCUCAGCAAGGCCUUCAAUACCACCAUGGAGAGAGUGGAGAAAGCAGUCCAGGUGGACCAGCUCCAGCCUCUUCAUGGUGGUGUAAAACACAGUUCGUCAGCAGUGGACCUGGCCGCGUGUCUGCAGCCGAUAGCCAAGCUGUGGGAGCAGCUCUCAUGGCCCGACCCAGAGGAGGGAUUCAUGCUCAUGGUCAAACUCACAGAGGACAUGUGUAAGAUCUCCUCCACCUACUGCCAGAUGUUGAAGCAGCGAGUGAAGAAACUCUCAGAGGACUCAGACCAGGGCAGUGCCAUCAACAUGCUGUGUGUGGUGGUGAACGAUCUAGAGCACCUGAGGUCCGUCCUCACCCCACUGCCGACGCGGCUGAACUGGGCGGGGCUUCAGGAGCGCACGCGUCAUGUGAUCACCGAGGGACAGUUCCAGAACACGCUGCCCUCUCAGCUGCAGCACACGCAGGCCGCGCUCAGCAGAGAGAUCCGCUCAGCUGUGGACACACUAGGGAGACAGCUUAAUACAGAUAUCGAGAGCCAUGUCAGGAGUAUGGCAACAAGAAAGAGACUUCCCUCUAAGUCUACUGAGGAUGCGGUGUACCCUCUGAUGCGCUACCUGGAGAAAGAGCUCCAGUACAUGAAUGAGAACCUCGUUCAAGAGAACUUCAACAGCCUGCUCACCCCAUUGUGGACCAACUCUCUGAAGAUUCUGCAUCAGGUGUCGACACAGGAGGAGGGGAACCUGGUCUACUUCCAGAGGCUACACUACACACUCCAGUGUUUGGAGCAGUGUUUCCAUGCCGGAGGAAAUGGCCUACCACUGGAGACACUCCACACAGACCAGUACAAGCUGGUGAAAGGUCACCUUACCCAGAACGCGCUGGACAGCAGACAGCUGAUCGAGAAGUUCCUGGAGAGAAGGGUGUGGGACCAGAAGGUGGUCAGCGGUGAGCGUUAUGGAGCGGUGACGUUGAUCGUCUCCUAUCGACGUUCGGAUCACAAACUGCGUGUGGAAGUUCUCAACGCUAGCAGCCUGAUACCGCUGGACUCUAACGGUUCUAGUGAUCCGUUUGUGCAGCUGUCUCUAGAGCCGCGACAUCUCUUCCCCGAGGUGGAACAGAGGAGCACCAAGAUCAAAAGCUGUGACCUCAACCCCCUCUUCGAGGAGACCUUCGAGUUUAUGGUGUCUCUAGAUCAGUGCCAGUGUCCCGGUGCGUCGCUCGUGGUGACAGUGUUGGACCAUGACACGUUGCGUAGUGACGAUUUCGAGGGCGAGGCCUUCUUGUCGCUACGCGCGGUGCCGGGGGUUGGGGGCAGCACGGACCCCCAGAGCCCAGACUGUGACCCGCCCCCCGCUCAGAUACGACUACCACUGAUGCAUCCCAAACCCAAUAGUGAUAACUAUCUGCGACUGCUGGAGGCCAGGCGAGAGGAUCGGGAGGCCCAGGCCUUCGUCAAACUGCGGAGGCAGAGAGAGAAGAAAUCAAAAGAGCUCUGAAGGAGGGAGGCAAGGAGAGAUGGAGAGAGGAUGAGAUGGAAGGGUCAUGAGGUGUGAACAAGGAGAGCGGUGGGAGGGAUGGAGGAGAGGAGGGAUGGAGGGGAAGAGGGAUGGAGGAGAGGAGGGAUGGAUGGUUUUAAUCAAAUAUGUUUGAUACUGGAUGGAUGGAGGCCCAUGCCUUUAUCAAGCUGUGGAGGCAGAGAAGAAAUCACAAGAGCUCUGAGGGACGGAGGGAGGGAGGGGUGAAGGGAGAAUGAUUGAAGGAAUGGAGGAAAUGAAGGGGGAGUAGAGGGAUGGGAGGACAGAAGAAAUCACGGGAGGUGUGAAAAAGGGGGGAAUUGAUGGUUGAGAGGAAGUGGGAGGAGGGGAGGAAAAUAUGAAUGAGAGAAGAACUUAGAGGAGGUGUAAAGAGGGGAUGGAUGGAUGGGUGGGUGUGUGGGUGGAAGAACAAGUGAAUAAAGGGAGGAAAAGAGAGAUGUGAGAAUUCCCAGGAGGCAUAAACAAUAAUAAUAAUAAUACUUUCGUUUUAUAUAGCGCCUUUCAAAACACCCAAGGUCGCUUCACAGAGUGUAGGAAAGUGUGAGUGUGUGUGCGCGUCAGUGCGUGAGCGUGUGUGUGAAUGUAAGUGAAAGUGCUUGUGGAACUAGCAGCCAUAAGCCUCCAGGAAGAGAUGUGUCUUAAGGUGUUGCUUAAACAUGGCCAGUGAAGGGGCAUUCAAGGGUGAGGGGCGGAGGGAUGGAUGGGAAAAAAGUAAAGGAAUGGAGGAAAUGAGGGAUGGGAGGAAUAACGAGUGAAGAAUAGGAGAAAGGCAAACCGGAUGAGGAGAGGAGGGCAAGAACAAGUGACUGAGGGGAAGGAUGGAGGGAUGGGGAGGAGGUUUAUCUGGAGACCUUGGAGGACUCUUAGACCUUGCAGGAAUAUCUGAAGAUCCUUGGGUCACGGACUGAUGAAAAUGGACAGCAAAUUUCGUCUCUGUAGUUUCUCCUCGACCAAGACAGCUUGCAAUGAACCAUCUCAUAAAACACUGAGGUCUCUCUGUACUUGUGCAGUAUGCACUCUGAACUGAAGAUGCUCUAUGGAUGAGGAGCGAAAAUAAUCACAAGGGACUUUGGAGAACGUGACCUGGAUCUGGACGAAUGAGAAUCUUUACAGGCGUUGUUGUUUUUGCUGAAUAAGUUGUCUAACUAACAAGCAACAUGGAUUCAGAAGCCACGUACUCCAAACAACCUGGUUUUACCUGUCUAAUUUGGAAAUCACCUGGUUGAAUUGGACAGGUAAAACCAGGUCAUUUGGAGUAUGCGGCACUGGAUUAUAGCUUCUGAAUACAGGUUUCUCAUCACUGCCUCUAAGCUGAGGACAAAUGGGUUGGAGAAAAAUGUAGGAGAAUCAUGGACCACCAGACAUACUUUUACAAGCCACCUCUCAUCGCUGUUGCAUAUGAAUUAUUAUAAUGUAUAACUCUUCAUGGUGGAUUAUAAAUCUAUCAAUCUUUUACAUUCCACACUUCUCUGUUACAUUUGUCCUCUAUUUACACAAUGGAACAGACUUGGUGUUUUUCGAUUAGACAUGGUGAUUUCUCUCUUGUCAGUCUCUUCUGUUGCAUCUGUGACAUUUUUUACGAUCUUGUGGAUUUGACAAGGCUGGCGAGGAGCAUCACGCACCAGAUGUACUUUUACUAGCCACCUCUCAUCUCUGCUGAAUGGGAAUUAUAACUCUUCAUGGUGGGUUCGACCAGUGUUGUAAUUUAACUAGUUCAAUUAACUAGUUCAUAAUUUGGGCGAACUUGAACUGAAAGCUCACUGUGUACUGCAUGGUGAACGAACUAUGAACUAGUUCAUUUUAGUGCCUGUGAAUGAACUGCAUAUGUGCCUUCGUUUAAUAGGGUGCCACACUUCCUUAGUGUUCAGGUGAAAUCCCAGCCAAAUACAUUUUAAAAGAGCCCCAAUAAUAUAAAAUGACAUCUAACAAAUAUAUAUUUCACUGUUUUGAUACAAAUGAAUGCCUGUCUGUGGUUUUAUAUAGGCUUUGUCAAUGAUAUUGAACAAUAUAGCUCGCAAUCUCUUGCAAAAAAGAACUGUCUAGUUCAUUUUUGGAAACUAUGAACUAACUAUUGACUAUGAAGAAUAAUGAACUAUGAAUGAACUACAAACGUAGCUCGUUUUGAAAUGUGUGAACUGAGCUUUGAACUAGUUCCUGUAGAAAAUGAACUUUCCCAACACUGGGUUAGACUCACUUUCUUGCUUAUAAGCCACCCUUCUCUGUUACAUCCAUCCUCUAUUUACACCAUGGAACUGACUUUGUGUUUUUGGAUCAGGUGCAGUGUGGUGAUUUCUAACUGUCAAUCUCUUCUGUUGCAUAGCUGUGACAUCCUAACUUUUGAACUCAGAGACUGUGAGUGACGGCUUCGUCAUUUAUUUAAGCCAACUCCCGUUUCUGUUGCAUGUGCACUGUAGAUCUUCAUCAUCAUGCAACAGAUUUUAUGCUUUUACACGCCUUUUCAUCUGUUAAGUCCUGAAAUGUGUCUGUUACAUCCUACAAUUAUACUGGUGUCUUCAUUA
Molecule: messenger RNA, 6606 nt
Organism: Engraulis encrasicolus (European anchovy)
Lineage: Eukaryota; Metazoa; Chordata; Actinopteri; Clupeiformes; Engraulidae
Gene: unc13d
Product: unc-13 homolog D (C. elegans)
Exons: 34
Coding region: 713-4048 (1111 amino acids)
Biological process (GO): secretion
Cellular component (GO): exocytic vesicle
Source: RefSeq, a predicted model, not a curated record